AUGAAACAGUGGGAGCUGGAGCAGAGUAUGGCAAAUACCUUUGUAACUGUGUCUGAUGGGUACUGUCUUGCUGAACCGAUUCAAUAUUAUGAUGUUUUGCCAGACCACAUCAAUUAUCAGUUGCAAGAUUCAGAUUUUCAGGCUACUCCUUACUGCCAGUAUUCAACUGUUCAGUUUCCUCCAAUGUUACAGUCACAACCUUCCCAGUCACAAUACAACACAUACAGCCUGGAUUCUCAGUACAGUGAUGGGGAGUACAUAAUCAGUAAUUGUGAAUUAAACAAGCCCCCCUGCAUGGUUGCCCAUAAUGAUGAUGAUGGAUAUCAUGGACUAAAAAGGCCAAGACUAAGUCAUUCCUCCUUGCGAAUGAAGGGUCAGGAAGAGCUCUGUGUUGUAUGUGGGGACAAAGCCUCAGGAUACCACUACAAUGCGCUCACUUGUGAAGGCUGUAAAGGAUUCUUUCGACGUAGUAUUACCAAAAAUGCAAUAUAUAGAUGCAAGAAUGGUGGCCACUGUGAAAUGGACAUGUACAUGCGGAGGAAGUGUCAAGAGUGUCGCCUGAAGAAGUGUAAGGCUGUGGGAAUGUUGGCAGAGUGUUUGCUGACUGAAGUCCAGUGUAAAUCAAAACGACUCCGAAAGAAUUUCAAGCAGAAGAGCACUUUCCUUUGUAGCAUCAAGGUGGAAGAUGAGGGAGUAAACAGCAAGCAUGUUUCAUCCACAACUAGACCUGGAAAAAUGCAAGAGAGGAUGGAACUAACUCCAGUGGAACAUCAACUUAUUGAUCACAUUGUGGCAGCCCAUCAAAAAUAUACAAUUCCCCUAGAGGAAGCAAAGAAGUUUCUGCAGGAAACUGCAAACCCUGAAGAGAGUUUUCUGCGGCUCUCAGAGACAGCAGUUGUUCAUGUGCAAGUACUAGUGGAUUUCACAAAGAGACUACCAGGAUUUGAAAGUUUAGCCAAUGAUGACCAGAUUGCACUGUUAAAAGGUUCAACGGUGGAAGCAAUGUUUUUGCGUUCAGCCCAGAUAUAUAAUCAAAGAGUUAAUGAAUACCAGUCAUCAGUGAGUGAAAGUCAUGUAAGGUUUUCUGAUCAUGCUGUGUAUUGUCAUGUUCAAGACAUUGAUAAAAACUCUAUUUAUUCCAUGGAAAUAUCUCACAGUGAAGAGAGUCCAACUUCCACAACUACCACAGGUAUCACUGAGGAGUUUAUCACUGCGCUAUUUUACUUCUACAGAAGCAUGGGAGAACUUAAUGUGACUGAGACGGAAUAUGCCCUACUUGUAGCAACUACUGUAUUUUUUUCAGAUCGCCCACUCCUAAAAAACAAACAACAUGUGGAAAAACUCCAAGAACCCCUUUUAGGUAUUUUGUACAAAUAUUCAAAAAUUUAUCAUCCAGAAGAUCCACAGCAUUUUGCACGCCUGAUAGGGAGGCUUACCGAACUCAGGACCCUCAAUCACAACCAUUCAGAAGUGCUAGUAACUUGGAGGACAAAAGACCCCAAACUGACCUCUUUACUCUGUGAAAUUUGGGAUUUGCAUUGAACUAACCUAUGUUACUGUUAUACAAAUGGCUGAUUUUCCUUAAACUUGCAGAAAUGCAAACUGUUC
This is a messenger RNA of Chelonoidis abingdonii (Abingdon island giant tortoise), 1608 nucleotides long. RefSeq names its product bile acid receptor-like. Gene Ontology annotation, biological process: lipid metabolic process; negative regulation of inflammatory response; cell differentiation. The record is from RefSeq and is a predicted model, not a curated record. NCBI's taxonomy places the organism in Eukaryota, Metazoa, Chordata, Testudines, Testudinidae. Gene Ontology annotation, molecular function: zinc ion binding; nuclear receptor activity; RNA polymerase II cis-regulatory region sequence-specific DNA binding. Gene Ontology annotation, cellular component: RNA polymerase II transcription regulator complex.